This is a messenger RNA of Babjeviella inositovora NRRL Y-12698, 3570 nucleotides long. RefSeq names its product tyrosine/serine/threonine protein phosphatase. Gene Ontology annotation, molecular function: protein tyrosine/serine/threonine phosphatase activity. The transcript has a single exon. The coding region runs from base 435 to 3506 and encodes 1023 amino acids. Gene Ontology annotation, biological process: nuclear DNA replication; protein dephosphorylation. Lineage: Eukaryota; Fungi; Ascomycota; Pichiomycetes; Serinales. The record is from RefSeq and is a predicted model, not a curated record.
CGCUAUCUUGAUACAAAUUGUUUAGCUUUAAAGCUUAUCUCAACUUUGGCGACUCAAUCAAAAACCUGCCGUAUCUCUUUCUUUCCCUCUCUCUUGUGCCGUAUUAGUUUUGCUCACGCUGACCCUAGUCACUAUUCCUUACACACCUGUCAAACUUAGCCGGUGUUUAGGGAGUUUUUGUUUUUCUCCGCACGCGCCAAAAUUUCUCGCCCGUUAUCGAUAUCCUGUCAGUUCCUGUUAUCACCACCCUUGUUUCUCCGCCCAACUGGAGAUCCCACAGUGUUAAGCUUGAAACAAACCGGAUUUCCGAAAUAACCUCUUGAGCUGCGUUUUCCUCUCACAUCAGUCCUCCCCCAUACUCUCAUCAUUUCUCGGCCAUCCCCUCAUUUAAAUCUCCCUCCAACUCUUUUUAUCCCUUUUUCAGCAUUCGCACCAUGUUUGUUGUUUCGCCAAAAGCCGAUCCUAGAACGCUUUCGCCAAAAUCGGAUAUCUCCGAACCACUCAUAGCCCCCGUCAUGGAGCUUCCGGGGCCUUCUGUCACAAAGUCAAAGGCCCGUAAGAGCAUCAAACGUGCUAGUUCGGUAUCAAACGACCAGCUCUACGAACGAGACCGCUUCAGGUCCCGGUUCUCCCCUGCCUUUGACCUCGAAGUAGUCCCUAGUGCUGUCGACGAUGAUACCGUUUCCUUCGAGGAAGAGGGUACUCCCAGCUAUCUCUGCAAAAAGGAAGAGGAAGAAGCGGAAAACCCUUUUGCUAUCGACUCUUCGGAAUUUCGCUCUCACACCUCGUUAUUCUCCGAGACCGCCAGUUAUGGUGAUGCAGAUAUCAAGCUCCUUACAGUCCCCCGCUUUGAGCAAGCCCUCGACUGGUAUUUUAGCCACGAACUCCCGUCGGUACAGACGAUGUUUCCUUGGCUCCACGGCCUCCACCACGCAAACUUGACCCAGAUCCGGUUUUUCACCAGCACCCAGCUGCCGCCGGUUGCUCCCCGGGUCAGAAUGCUCAUGACCCUCCGUUCAGCCAAGGUGCCAGGCCUUCUUGAUGAUUCUGCCCAGUUGAAGAACUCAGUUGACCUGGAGGAGAUCAUGAAAAAGCUAAACAUUUGCAGAGAGGAUCUCCGGUGCUUGGUGAAUGACUUGGUUGAUGACUUGUACGCUAAAAAGCAUCACGAUACCUCUGACUUGAAGGAGCGGUUGUACAAGGACUGCGUCAAGCUCAAAUGUAAGCCGCUAUUCCGUGUCAUGGACCCUCCUGCGGGCAUUACCCUACGUAACUACCACAUCCAGAGUAACAAGGUCAGCCAGGUAGCUGACAUUGUCGUAUACUGCUUUAAUGACGACCAUGCAGAUAGGAGCGGAGAGAAUUGCCGUUGUGAGUCGCUUGCACGGGUUGUAAACAUGGCCCAGAUGAAGUACCACAAAGAUUUUGGCGAGGGUGACGAGAAGUUUUAUAACACAUACCUUUUGCAGCACACCAAGGGUUUAAGAGAGGCAACCAAAAUAUCCCCCAGGAGAACCUUCUAUGGCAAUAUUACGAUACCAGGUGAAAAUGAGAGCUCUGCAAUCCCAGCCAGUUUAGCCCAGGCCGAAAGCGCUCCGGUUAAACCCGAUCACAGUGCCCCUACAACUCCUCUCUUCCCUGACAUGUCUCCAAAAGCCGAAAGUUCCGUCAUUGAAGUAUCUACCGGCAGUGUUCUUGCGCCAAGUCGGUUGCAUAUAGACCAGCUGAAGUACUUUGCUCUCCGUCCGCUAUCAGCCGAUUCCGCUAAUACCGAUCCCGAGUGCAUUUCUUCCCCCUCGGACCUCGCCUCGUUUCAAAGCUGGGAUGUAAACUAUCUCUUGAAGGAAAGACUUGAGAUUGCCAAGAUGAGCUCCGCUACCCGGCUUUUCGAUCACGUCUGGGUUGGAAACACCCUAGACUGGCACAAUACCCAGUGCGACACCUUCGAGCCCUUGCACCGCGACCAUAUGGAUAUUGAUGAGGAUGUAGCUAUUCCUCGUUAUUGUGAUCCCAGCUUUUCGUUGAUGGGUCUCAACCCGCAGAAUUUGGCUGCCCAGUUAAAAGACCCAACGGUGCACCCCCACUAUGUGCUCUCAACACCGCCUCGUGAGAAAUGGCGGAUCUUUGUCAAGUGCCAUGAAAACGGUGGGGUUCCCCAUGCUGAUUACGUCUCCGCUCUAAUGGAGAAGCUUGAAAGAAUUGUGAAGAGCCCCGAGGUAGCCUACGAGCCGUUCGUUCUCAACUUUGCGUGCUCGGGUGCGUUCCGUUUGGGCAGCUGUACCCAGGAAAUUGUCUCCUCGAUUAUGAACUUGUGUAAGGUAUUGUUCUUUGCGCUGACCCAUGGCAUCCCUCUCUUGCUUUAUUCCUCUGACGGGUACACCGAGAACUCGUUCCUUACAAUCUGUUUGACAAUGUACGGACAAGGGCUCGGCUAUGGGGAGACAUUGAUGCGGCUCCAUAACGAGUACGGCCGCCCUUUCUUUAUCUUUCCGUCGGACCAGGAAUUCCUCAUCAAAGUGGAACCGUUGUUCCGCAAAUACUCUCCUGUGUUUAGAAAGGUUGACGGGUUUACAUUUGAGCCUGUGGAAAUGGAAGAGCUCGUGGGCCAGAGUGUGGUUGCGCUUAGCGAUAAUGACGGCUACGACUGGCUUAGAGACUGUGAUGGGACGUUACCAUCGAGAAUCCUACCGCACUUGUACUUGGGCAGCCUCAAGCAUGCACUGAAUUUGACACUCUUGCGGGAAAUGGGCAUCACCAAAAUCAUUUCCAUAGGCGAAAAGCUUCCCUGGAUGGAGGAAGAAGAUGAUGUAGUGGUGACUUCCACAACUUUAGACACGGUCAAUAUCCUUAACAUCGCCAAUGACCAUUCUAUAUCCAAAGUGAUGAAGAUUGACGACCUUCAAGACGAUGGAAUCGAUACCUUAGCGCCCGUAAUGAGCCAGGCAUUGGGAUUCAUUGAUCGCGAGGCGUUCAAAAUUAAAGAAAAAGUGUUGGUUCAUUGCAGAGUGGGCGUAUCACGGUCUGCAUCGGUAGUUAUUGCAGAGGUGAUGACCCGAAUGGGGAUUGACCUUCCACGGGCGUAUAUGUACGUGCGCGUUCGCCGGUUGAAUGUGAUCAUCCAGCCGAACCUCCGCUUCUUCUACGAAAUGUUCAAGUGGGAAGAAACCCAGGCUCGCAAGAAACCGUUGAAGAAGAAUCCGAGUAUGUCCUCCCUCGCCUCUCAGGCGUCAACCAUCUCGCUUAGAUGUGGCGUAGAUGCGAUGUCGCCGAUACCGCUGUUUGUGGUGUCGCCUCCGCCACUGAUGGUGCAUGUGAUGGAGGGAAAUUCGAAGAAGCACCAGCGGUUGGACACGUUGAGCUCCUUGCCAUCGUCAGCAGCUGCUAGUAACGUGAGUUUGUCUAAAAUGGCACUUGUCGAGAAGGAGGUGGAGUGGUUGAGACAGGUUGACUGGUUUGUCUUGUGUCGAGAGAUUACAUCCUUGAACAAGGCGUAUAUCAACACGUAGAAGGACUUGUGGUUGACCAUGAGGCUGACUCUUAGAUUUUGAUUUCACUCCCAUUUUAUUUGUA